UUGAUUUUAGAACAUUUAGAUCCUCAAAAAGGUACCCUGUACCCUUUAAUUAUCACUCUUUAUGUUCUCAUUCCCUCUCCUUCCCCUGAAACACCACUAAUCUAUGUUCUGUCUCUAUGGAUUUCCCUAUUCUGAACAUUUCAUAAAAAAAAAAAAUCUAUCAAUGUGAAAUAUCUUUCGUGACUGGUUGUUUCACUUAGUAUAAUGUUUUCAGGGCUCGCCCACACUGCAGCAUGUCUUAAUACAUCCCUUCUAAUUGUGGCCGAAUAAUACUGCGUUCUCUGGUGGUCACACACUUUGCUUACCCAUCCAUCAGUUGACGGACAUUUGGAUGGUUUCCACUUUUUGGCUAUUGUGAAUAGUGCUGCCACUCACAUUUGUGCGCAUGUGCCGGCUUUCCUUCUCUUGGGUAUAUACCCAGGAGUGGAAUUGCUAGGUCAAAUGAUAACUGUAUGUUGAACCAUUUGAGGAACUGCCAGACUGUUUUCUGACAUGGCUCCCCAUUUUAUUUUACUCAAACAUGGGAACCUCACCAUCAUUCAAGGGUAGGUACCUACCCUUACUUUGCGUAAAUGUUUGUAUUAAUAUUUUUGUAAGUCUUAUUCUGUUGUCUAAUAUUCAUGGAUAGGUAAUUUUUUGUUUAUUAUUGUUUUUAUAUAGAGAAGGUUUUACUUAUUUGAGUGGUGGUAUGUACCUUUAGGAUACAAGAUGAUUUAUUGGAAAGGAAGAACAGAGUGCUAUUUUCAUGAAUUUUUAAGUUACACAAUUUAUUAGAAUAGCUAUGCACAUAUAAGGUUUAUAAAUAAAUAGUCUCAUACUGGAGAUGUAUGUACAAUGAUUUUGUUUGUUUUUUUAUAAAUAGGUAUAAUCAUAAAAUUCCUGGCAUGGUGUUCUAAAAACAUGGAAUCAAAUAUAGUGGUAUGGUUUUUAAUCCUUUGUUUUGUGACAGAUCUCUUGGGAAAAUUCUUAAAAUUACUUUGCCAAUGAAAUUGCAAUUAUCCUAAUAUUUAUGGCACACAUAAAUAUCAGUGGAACGAGCUUUGGAUCAGGUGUCAGACUUGUUUUUUGUUUUACUUCCCGUAGUUAUUCAUGCUGAGGCUUUGGGCAAGUCCCGUAACAUUCUUUAUUUCAGUUCCCAAAUCAGCAUACUAAAACCUGAAAUAUUUCAAGUUUUCAUUGUGUAGAAUGAGAGUGGUAAGUGUGACAUACACAGUGACCACAGGAAGUUAGUCAUUUGUGUAUCUUGGGCAACCUUUUAAUUUUCUUAGGCAAAAUAUCUAUGUUCCUUGGUCUUUGCCUUUGUUGGGUCUUCCCCUUCUCACCACACCCAUUUGUCAUAAUUGCUUUCUGUCCUUCCUCUGGGUUCUUUUGACAACAGACCUUCAAAAUUAGGGAUCAUUGUCAAAGGUCAAGUUGGUCGGAGAGAAGUCUGCGCAGUGCCACAGCCACCAUUGCAAUAUUGCCCUAUUUCCUUCCUGGUGCUUCUCGUGUCAGAACACAGAGUUCAGCAUGUGUUGUGGUGAAAUUGCUGUAUGAAAAUGGCAGUUUACUCUGACUCCUGGCCACUUUGUGGAAGCUAUGGACUCGCUUGAUUGGGCAUCUUAAUGGUUUCUGUUUGACAAGUGAUAGUGUGAGUCUGUCACCAUCCUUUGGGGAUGUGAGUCUAUUUAAAGUCAAAGCUUGAAGGGAAGUAGAUGCGGAAAGAUGGGAAGAAGACUGGGGAACUGUGUUAACCCCAAAUAGCUGACAUGCUGUCUGUUCACUUGCAUUUGUUUGUUAUUGAACACGCUCAGGAAGCCACCCGAAAAUCGGCAUAAAUGAAUUUUAUCUUUCACUUCAACUCUUACUUGUGAUUUCUAUUCUCUAACUUCCUUUAUUCUAAGGAAAUGGUUGACAGAAAUUUUAGGUCGUGAUCUCCAGUUUCUUCUAAAGGGUGACAUCUAUUCUAGACUUUCUUUCUUGGGCAACAGGAAUAACCAACAGAGCCAUACUUAGGUACUGUUUGUUCGUUCAUUCUUUCAUUCAUUUUAUUCACACUUGAAGAAUGUAUUUGCUGAGCACCUAUUAUGUGCCCCUGUUCUACAUUCUGGGAACAAAGUCGUGUCCAGGUAGAAUUUUUUUAAGAAGUUACCCUCAGAGAUUUUGCAUUCUAGAGGGUGUUAGUCUUUGAGAUUAAAUAAGAUGGGGAUUCGUGCUAAGGAGUAAAAAGAAAACUAGAGGUGGGUAGGGGGAGAGGAAUUCCUGGCUGAGGCAGUUGCCAUGACUUAUAUGGGGGGACCAUGGAGCCAUUGCUGAGAUGGUAACAUUUAAGAUGAGUCUUUAAUGCUCCUAGUAAUGUAUUCAGUCAGUAGUUCGUGCUGGGGCAGAGAAAAAUCUAAAACCCUAAAUCUGACCUGCCUGUGCCUAUUCAUAAGAUUGUUAGGGUCUUAGCAGCUAAAAGCUGCUCUUUUGCCAUCAAAGUGCUGGCCAGUUAUGGUCUGAAAGACUUUUGUGAGGUCACUAUAGAGGUCAUGGUGGCUCAUGCCCAACUGAAUUGUCCACAAUACUCUGGCUCUGAGGUUGCCCUCAUGAUGCAGUCCUUCUCGACAGAACCACUGACUUUGAGGGCCAGAGACCCAUCCAGAAUGACUUGGCAGGGAGGGUCCAGGAGUCUCUCUUUUGUCUAGGACCGUUGCUGCUGCAUAUAUACUAACUAGUAAUCUGGCCCGUGCUCACCCUCAAUAGGAAAAUCUCAAUAGAAAUGACGAUAAGCUGUCUGGCCCCUGGCUGGCCUCCUGGUGAGUUCAAGGCCCUAAUCCAGUAGCACAGCAGAACUCACACCACCCUGAGCCUGGAAAGAUGGUGUCACAGUCUACAGGCCGGCAGGAUUCUCCGGUGGACUUGUGGGAAAGGGACGGCAAUGACCCUGGCAACAUUGAUGGUUCUCCCAGCCUCCUGGACACUGACCAGUCCCCUUGCCACUCAGAUGUCAGGUUCAUGAGGCACAAAGCUUCCUGGAUUAACCCCCAGUGUGAGCAGCAACAGCUGCAGGAUUUGCCCCCUCGGGUGCCGACAAGGGGGCACAGUGGGAGCCACUUUGGAGGGGACACCGCCUCUCCCCUCGGCUCCUCACCAUUGUCUCUUGGGGACUCCGCGGUGGAGACAUCACUGUCGCAGGAUCCUGUAGACUCUGCCCAGCGCUCAGGUGACAAAAGCAGCGACCUCUGUUUUACCUCCACAGAAGAGCAGGCGGUGGUUUUAGGACACUCUCCUCAGAUGUUUCUGUUCACAAGCUCCUCUCCCGGUCCUGAAGCUGACCAUGCUUUGCUGCAGCCUUCCCAGCUGACAGCUUCCACCGAUGAAGGUGCUGUUCAAGUCAGUGGAAGAACCACUUUUUCGAAUUCCUUCUCUCCAGAGGUAUUUCUGCUCCCAGUCGAUGUCGAAAAGGAAAACGCCCACUUCUAUGUUGCAGAUAUGAUUAUAGCAGCAAUGGAGAAAGUUAAGUGCACCAUCCUGAGUCAACAGCACACAGAGCACUGGGGUGUGGAAGAAGCCAGUGGGGCGCUCGGGAAUGACCACGCUGACUCUGAAGUCACCUUUUAUACCAACAUAAAGCAAGAAUCUGGGUCUUCCAAUUCUUCUGACAGCGGCUAUGAAGGUUGUGCUAUGCUACAGGGCAGCCCCGUGGCUGGGACACCCACUUACUGUGAUGUGCUGAAAGAAGCCUGUAAAUGUGAUUUCGAUGACUUUGUUAUCGUAGAACUUGGUGAGUUUAGCAAUAUCACAGAAACCUGUGGAUGUUCCUGCAGCUCCUCUAAGAGUAUCAUUUAUGAGCCAGACUUCAGUUCUGCUGAACUAAUAGCCAAAGAGUUGUACCGAGUAUUCCAGAAGUGCUGGAUGUUGUCAGAUGUUAAUCAUCAACUGGCAGAUUCUCUAAAUGCUGCUGGCUCGAUAGUAGUGAAUGAAGAGCAGGUCCGGAAAGACUUUGAAUCCAGUGUGGAUGUCGUUCAGGAAAUUACCCUUAAGUCGAGGAUCAGAGGGGCUGAAGACUGGGAGCCCCCCAGAUUUCAAAUCAUAUUUAAUGUUCAUCCACCACUCAAGAGGGAACUCGUGGUAGCAGCCCAGAAUUUUUUGUGUGCUGGUUGUGGAACUCCAAUAGAACCUAAGUUUGUGAAGCGCCUACGGUACUGCACCUACCUGGGGAAGUAUUUCUGUGAUUGCUGCCACACGUACGAGGAGACCUGCAUCCCUGCCCGGAUCCUGACCACGUGGGACUUCAGGAAAUACUACGUCAGCCAUUUCUCCAGACGGCUGCUGGACGGCCUGUGGCACCAGCCCGUUUUCAAUUUGCUGAGCGUUGGCCCCGGCCUGUACGCCAAGGCCAAGGAACUGGACAGAGCGAGGGAAACCCGGGAGCAGCUUUUUCAUAUCAAGAAGCUGUUGAAGACCUGCAGGUUUGCUGAAAGCGAGCUAAAGGAGUUUGAGCAGGUGCCGAGGCAUUUGACUGAUGAGCUCCACCUGUUCUCCCUGGAGGAUCUGGUCAGGGUCAAGAAAAGGCUGCUGGUGCCCUUGCUCAAGGACAUUCUAAAAGCUUCCCUUGCACACGUGGCCAGCUGUGAGUUGUGUCAAGGAAAGGGCUUCAUUUGUGAAUUUUGCCAGAGUACAGCCGUCAUCUUCCCCUUUCAGACCGAAACAUGUAGAAGAUGUGCAGGGUGCAGAGCUUGCUUUCACAAGCAGUGCUUCCAGUCCUCCGAGUGCCCCCGGUGUGCACGGAUCACAGCUAGGAGAAGACUUUUGCAUAGUUUACCUUCUGCAGCAACAUGAUGCCCUGAAUGUCGUGGAAAAGACUGUUCAACAUGCCUUAUAACACCGAUUCGUGUCUAUUAUUCAUCAUAUCGUUUCAGAUGUUGAGUAUUGUAUGUUAAGAAAAAAUGGCCAAUAUUGUUUUUUAUUAUAUAUAUUUAAUGUUUUAAAAAGAAUGCAUGUGUUUGUGUUAUUAAGCAUAGGUUUGUUCCUGGUGGUUUUGUUUACAAAUGUUCAGUGUUUUUGCUGCUACUGUAUUUUUUUAAAGAGCUUUUUUUUGAUACUUCUUAAAUCGUAUUUGAGUGGCUGUGUGUAGCUAAUAUUGGAGCCUAUUUUUGUAUGAAUUGUAACUGACAAGACAAAUUACCCUGUUCCUCUUUCUAUAAAGCUUGUUUUGUGAAACGGAUUGGUACUUUCAAUGAACAAAAAUGCAACCAGCGAUCUGUUUACUCCCGGUUUUUUUCCGACUUAAAUGCCAUUUUGUAAUUGUAUCCCUAUUACGGAAUUUCCUUAUUCCAGGGUUGGUAUAGAGAGUACACGUUACUUCUGCAGGUGCAUCAAUUUCAAGAGGAGCUUGAGUUGCUUGGCGGUUCCCGGAGCUGCUGGUUGAAGUAGUUGACUCUCUGUAGCUCUCUUAGAGGCGCACAAAUCCAGCCUGCAUUUGUCAUCUCUCUUCCACACACUAAGUCAAGGGAGGCACCGCUGGGUAGAACGUCAUCCCUGCCCUUUAGGAUUUUGUCUCAUUGAUAUAAAACUGAACAUAAGGUAUUUACAGACUUAAAUUGUGAGAAACUACUGUCAAUGAACAAUGUGAUUUUAGUAAUAACAAUAAAAUCAUAGACAUCAAUUAAAAAGGUGAGGUAAAUCACUAAACCAUUA
Messenger RNA from Zalophus californianus (California sea lion), 5661 nucleotides. RefSeq names its product rubicon like autophagy enhancer (gene RUBCNL). Gene Ontology annotation, biological process: autophagosome-endosome fusion; autophagosome maturation; autophagosome-lysosome fusion. Lineage: Eukaryota; Metazoa; Chordata; Mammalia; Carnivora; Otariidae. Gene Ontology annotation, molecular function: phosphatidylinositol phosphate binding. The transcript is spliced from 14 exons. The coding region runs from base 2839 to 4803 and encodes 654 amino acids. Gene Ontology annotation, cellular component: intracellular membrane-bounded organelle; autophagosome membrane. The record is from RefSeq and is a predicted model, not a curated record.